Messenger RNA from Ziziphus jujuba (common jujube), 2352 nucleotides. RefSeq names its product pyruvate kinase isozyme A, chloroplastic. Gene Ontology annotation, molecular function: potassium ion binding; magnesium ion binding; pyruvate kinase activity. NCBI's taxonomy places the organism in Eukaryota, Viridiplantae, Streptophyta, Magnoliopsida, Rosales, Rhamnaceae. The record is from RefSeq and is a predicted model, not a curated record. Bases 179 to 1975 code for a protein of 598 amino acids. Gene Ontology annotation, cellular component: cytoplasm; chloroplast stroma. The transcript is spliced from 6 exons. Gene Ontology annotation, biological process: glycolytic process.
CGUUUCUCGUCCCCACCGUCACCACGGCGACAUCUUCGAAGUUUUUGGAACAAGCAAAAGAUCGAACACUUGGCCGCCAUUGAUCUCUCCGCCUUCACUCUCUCACUCCCUCAUAAAAAAGCUUCAAACUUUCCAUCAACCUUUUUUCUCCGACUGUACCAUUUUUCGGAAAAGUACGAUGUCGCAGUCUGUGAACCUCUUCACCCCCUCUUCUUCUUCUUCCUCUUGCCGUUCGAACAACAGUCUCGCAAUUCCCAAACAUUUCCAGACCUCGUUUCUCAAACCAUCCUCGAUUCCAGUCGGUUACCGCCGUUUCCCGGUCGCCUCAUUCCCAAAUCUCACCGUGAAGGCUCUGUCUUCGGAUCUCGACCCGGUUUUGGUGUCCGAGAAUGGAACCGGAGGUGGGGUCGGAGGGGGAGUAUUAUCCCAUGCUUCGCCGGAGUAUACUUCGGCGGCUGUACCCGAUUUGAGCUCGAUUGAGGUCGAUACGGUGACUGAGGCUGAGCUUAAGGAAAAUGGUUUCAGGAGUACAAGGAGGACGAAGCUUGUGUGCACCAUCGGACCCGCAACUUCUGGGUUCGAGCAGCUUGAGGCUCUGGCGGUCGGAGGUAUGAAUGUGGCGAGGAUUAAUAUGUGUCACGGAACGCGGGAGUGGCAUCGGACGGUGAUUGACCGGGUGAGGAAGCUGAAUGAAGAGAAGGGUUAUGCUGUGGCUAUUAUGAUGGACACUGAAGGGAGUGAAAUUCAUAUGGGUGAUUUUGGAGGGGCUUCUUCUGCCAAAGCUGAGGAUGGUGAGAUUUGGACUUUCAGUGUUAGAGCUUUUGAUUCAACUCUUCCAGAACAUACCAUCAAUGUGAACUAUGAAGGCUUUGCUGAAGAUGUUAAAGUGGGGGAUGAACUCCUUGUGGAUGGUGGGAUGGUGAGGUUUGAAGUGAUUGAGAAGAUUGGUCCAGAUGUUAAAUGCCGAUGUACUGAUCCUGGACUAUUGCUGCCUCGGGCUAAUUUGACUUUCUGGAGGGAUGGAAGUCUGGUACGGGAACGCAAUGCCAUGCUCCCCACAAUUUCUUCCAAGGACUGGUUGGACAUCGAUUUUGGGAUUGCAGAGGGUGUGGAUUUUAUUGCCAUAUCUUUUGUCAAGUCUGCUGAAGUGAUUACUCAUCUUAAAAGCUACAUUGCUGCAAGAUCUCGUGAUAGUGAUAUUUCUGUCAUUGCAAAGAUUGAGAGUAUUGACUCAUUGAAGAACUUGGAAGAGAUCAUUCGGGCAUCAGAUGGAGCAAUGGUAGCAAGAGGAGAUUUGGGUGCACAGAUACCACUGGAACAGGUCCCAUCAGCCCAGCAAAAGAUCGUGCAAGUUUGCAGGCAGCUAAAUAAGCCAGUUAUUGUUGCCUCUCAACUUCUUGAAUCUAUGAUUGAAUACCCUACACCCACUAGAGCUGAAGUGGCUGAUGUUUCUGAAGCGGUUAGGCAGAGAGCAGAUGCUUUGAUGCUCUCUGGUGAGUCAGCUAUGGGCCAGUAUCCAGAGAAAGCAUUGGCUGUUCUCAGAAGUGUUAGCCUGAGAAUUGAGAGGUGGUGGAGGGAAGAGAAACGCUAUGAAGCAAUGGAACUUCCAGAAGUUGAUUCUUCAUUUGCAGACAGUAUUUCGGAGGAGAUUUGCAUCUCAGCUGCCAAGAUGGCUAAUAACUUAGAGGUGGAUGCACUUUUUGUCUACACGAAGACUGGACACAUGGCGUCUCUACUGUCACGAUGCCGACCUGACUGCCCAAUCUUUGCUUUUACCAGUACAACAUCUGUACGGAGACGUCUGAACCUACAAUGGGGUCUGAUACCCUUCCGUUUGAGCUUCUCCGAUGAUAUGGAAAGCGACCUCAACAAAACCUUCUCGUUGCUCAAGGCUAGAAAUUUGAUAAAAUCAGGUGACCUUGUUAUUGCUGUCUCAGACAUGUUGCAGUCCAUCCAAGUUAUGAAUGUUCCUUAAGAAAAUAAUAGCAAUCAAAUAGCUAUAUCAGUUUCUGCUGGUUCAACAAUAUGGUUGGUGGUGGAAAGAGACUCAAGAGUAAUCAUGAUGUCAAUCAAGUUUCCGUCCCUUGCCAAUCUGAACCCCUGCUUAAAUUAUGUUGUUCAUAUCGACGGUAGAGUUUGAUGAGUUUAUGCCACUUGGGUUUCUGGCUCACAUUCAUAUCCUCUAAUUUUACUUUGCUAAGGUUGAGAAAAGGAACCCCUUUUUAAGGUAAGAGAUGUAUUUCUUUCUUUUGGUUUGUUUGUUUUACUCUUUAUGUAUUGUUGUAAUCUGAUUCAAACUUAAAAGUAUCCUUUUUGAGAAUAAAUGGUUUGGAAAUUUGAUUAAAGCAAAAA